AUGGCUGCCCAAGCUGCUCAGCCCACUUCAAAGUCGGCCAAGAAGAAGGCCGCCAAGGCCCUGGAGCGAACCGAAUCUCCCGCCCCCAGCAUUGCUUCUGCCGGUGUCGAUAAGAAUGGCGAUGACGAAAGCCCAUACAUCAAGGAGAUUCAGAAGAACAUCCGAAAUGUCAACAAGAAGAUCACCAACGCCUCUAAGACCGAUUCCCUCCUGAGCCAAAACCCUGGAAAGUCGCUUGAUGAACUUAUCGAUGCCAAGAUCAUCAACGCAGACCAGAAAACUCAGAUUCUCAAGAAGCCUGCUCUGCAAGCCCAGCUAGCGCAAUACGAGGAGCAGCUUACUCAGUACCAGAAGGUCGACGAGCAGUACCGAACACGUGCUGCCAGUGACAAGGCGGAAUGGGAGAAGAACCUGGAGAAGGCCAAGGCUGAUGCUGUUGCUGAGGCCAAAGCUGAGUCUACCAAGGCUCUCCAUGAUAACCUACUGGUUCUGUCCCAAUUCUUGCGACUCGCCGCUUACCGUCGUGAGGAAGCUCAAGACCCCGAGUCCGACGAGAGCCAAGCUAUUGAGGGUGUGCUUCUUGCAAUCUACUCUGGAGAUGAGAGCGCUGUUCAGUCUAUGCUGAAGCUUGUUGAUGGCUCCGAGGACCAGAUCUUCAGCGUGCCUGGUGAGCAGCUGCAAACCUCCUUUGCCAAGGUCAGAUCCCUUGCCCGGGACUACAAAACCCCUUACGACGAUGCACAGCCCGCCGAGGUUGACACCGAGCACAACCAGAACGCCGUUACCGACCCGACUAUUGCGCAUGCCGUCGCCACUGAGAUUGAGGCUGGAGACACUGCCGCUCCUGCGGUCCCUGAGCCCUCUUCCAACGGUUUGGCCAACGCCAGUGUGGCCGAUGACGCCGCUAACGCCGUCGCUGAAAGCCACUGGGACACCACCAACAACGAGAUGUCUACUUCCCAAGAGUGGGUUGAUGUGAAGCCUGCUGAGGCUGUUGAGGCCGAUGCUGCCGCUCCCGCUCCUACCCGUGUCACCAACACUCACUCUUGGGCUGAUGAUCACCCAGAGACCACCGCCCCUGCUGACCCCAACGAUGGAUUCCAGUCUGUCCAGCGAAACCGACCCCGCAACGAGGGAGGUAACCCCCGAGGUCGUGGACGUGGCGAGCACCGUGGUCGAGGUGGCUUCCGUGGUGACGGUCGUGGUCGUGGCCGCGGUCACCGAGGUGGCAGUGGUGCCCCUCGAGGUGGACGACGCAACGAGGAGCCGUAA
Messenger RNA from Fusarium sp. VM40, 1272 nucleotides. The record is from the annotation of a GenBank genome assembly. Lineage: Eukaryota; Fungi; Ascomycota; Sordariomycetes; Hypocreales; Nectriaceae.